AUGGUAUCAUCUCCUGAACGUCAACGCGGUCGAAGGUAUGAGAGCAGGGAAGCUGGAGGUGCAAGGGCCACUGGUCGUACAGAUAGCCAAUCGGGAAGCUCCGGGUACUCGAGCUCGCGGAUUGAGAAUACGCCUCUUGAACCGAAUAUCAUCGGUGACCCGGAGACUGAUCGACGUUUACCUGGGGCGUCUGUGGCUGGGAACGCUUCAGAAUGGGGUCAGGUUCUCGGUGCAUUGGAGUCUGCAGAGGAAGGAGAAUCUUCGGACGAGGGAUUGUUGGACGAUAGUGCUGCAGAUGCGGCCGAAGCAGACUCUGAGGUUUCCGGUGAGGAUCUUUUGGAAAACAUGGAACGCGACUACCUGCCCGACCCAGAGCGUGACCGUUAUGAAAUCGAUCCGGAGGCGGAAUAUGACUCUGAGGCAAUGGAGCAGAUGGACCCAGUUACCCGUAGACUAGCUGAUGCUGCGGUAGACAGGCGUCUGCGCGAGGCCCGUCGUGAGCGGGCCCGUCGCCGGGCAAGUCGCACGCGUUCACGUCUAAUGCAUAUGUUAUGGUCAGAGUCAGCGGAAAGCAGUUCUGAAAUGCAUUCCCUUCGUGCAAGUGCAGCUGACGCGUCCGAAAGCGGUGCAGAACGCACACCCCAUAGUGGCUCGUCAUCCUCGCCGCGAAGGCGACAGUCCCAACCGCCACUGACGUCGUCCCCAAUUUCGACCAGUAUCAUGCUGGCAGACGGUCUGUCUUCCACAGCAGAUCCACUCGAUGAUGGCGCUGAAGAGGGCAGUUUCCAUUUGGAUGAUCACGGUAGCGAUAUUCGAUCGUGGCUGUGCCAGGAGCGCGCCCAACGCGCCUUGCAACGGCGCUUCAUUACGUUUCUGCGGCAAGCCGUCGAUGACACCACCGGCAGAGCGAUCUACGUUGAUCGCAUCAAGCACAUGUGCGCAGAGAACACCCAGAGCCUUGUUUUGAGCUAUCACGACCUGAUGACUGCGGACCCUCUGCUUGCUGUCUGGGUCUCUGAGGCUCCGGCCGAGGUGCUCCGCAUCUUCGAUGAUGCAGCGAUGCAUUUUCUGCUCAGCAUGUUUCCCCAGUAUCGCACCAUCCACCGAGAGAUCCAUGUGCGCAUCGCGGACUUGCCUAUAAGCGACCCGCUGCGCGACAUUCGGCAGGUGCAUCUGAACUGUCUGAUUCGAACAUCAGGGGUGGUCACAAAGCGCAGCGCAGUACUCCCGCAGCUCAAGCUUGUCACGCUAACCUGCCGAGCAUGCAGUGAAUCGCUCGGUCCAAUCGCUACCAAUUCGUUGAAUCCAGAAAAGUCCGUGAGAUGCUGCGCGAGAUGUGGGUCCAGGGGGCCCUUCGAGAUCGACGCACAGCAGACUGUUUAUGGUAACUAUCAGAGAAUGCUGAUUCAAGAGCCACCGGGUACGGUGCCUCCCGGACGCCUGCCUCGCUACAAAGAAGUGAUAUGCACUGGCGACCUGAUCGAUGUCGCACGACCCGGCGAUCUCAUCGAAGUGACUGGCAUCUAUCGUCACAGCUUCGACGCGUCGCUGAACUUGCGUCAUGGAUUUCCCGUUUUUGCGACCGUCAUAGAGGCCAACUAUAUCCGACGCCUGGACGGGGCUCUCGCUGAGCUCGACGCCCUCACCGACGAGGACGAGAAAACGAUCCAGGCGCUCGCUCGUGAUCCGUACCUGGCCGAGCGAGUCACAGCGACGAUCGCGCCUUCCAUUUACGGACACGAGAACGUGAAACGAGCCCUUGCGCUUGCGCUUUUCGGUGGUCAGGCGAAAGAGAUCGGCGAGCGGCAUCGUACCCGCGGCGAUAUUAAUGUCCUUAUUCUGGGGGAUCCAGGCAUGGCCAAGUCCCAGUUCCUCAAAUAUUUGGAGAAAGUCGCCCCGCGCGCUGUCUACACGACGGGAAAGGGUGCGUCGGCGGUGGGCCUCACAGCGGCUGUCCACAGGGAUCCAGUCUCACGCGAAUGGACCCUAGAGGGCGGCGCACUCGUUCUCGCCGACCAGGGCGUGUGCCUUAUUGAUGAAUUCGACAAAAUGAAUGAUCAGGAUCGCACCUCUAUCCACGAGGCCAUGGAGCAACAGAGCAUAUCCAUCUCUAAGGCUGGGAUCGUUACGACCUUGCAGGCGCGCUGUGCGGUGAUUGCGGCGGCGAAUCCUACCAAAGGGCGCUACGAUCCGGCGGUCUCAUUCAUGGAAAACGUGGACCUGACAGAGCCAAUCCUGUCCCGUUUCGAUGUGCUCUGUGUCGUGCGCGAUGUUGUCGACCCGUCUGCUGACGAGCAGUUGGCGGAUUUCGUUGUCCAGUCGCACAUGCAGGCACAUCCAUACGGCGUCUUGAUGACGUCCCGGAACGCGGGUGCUGAGCGUACCCACGGCAACGACAGUGCCGACGAAACCGACGUUGGUGCAUCGCAGCCGCUGGUCCCAGUGCUGCCACUGUCGCAGCCUGCGGAGGCUGCCCCCGUGGAGGCACGAGAUCCGCCAUCGACGACAGCAGUCUCGCCGACUAGGCCACUCGCAGGGGCUCUUGAUCCGGUCAGCACAUCUGGACGCAUGUGCUCGCCAGGCGAGCGCCGGUUCGAGCCCAUUCCUCAAGACCUCUUUCGCAAAUACAUCGUGUACGCACGCCGCCGCGUUCAUCCACGUCUUGCCAACGUAGAUGAGGAGAAGAUCUCGCAGCUUUACAUCGAUCUGCGACGUGAGUCGCUUGCCUGCGGCGGUAUGCCGAUAGCGUUGCGACAUCUCGAGUCUGUCAUUCGACUCGCAGAGGCGCAUGCGCGAAUGCAUUUACGCUACCAAGUCAUUGAUGAGGAUGUCAAUGCUGCCAUUGCAGUCAUGCUCGAGUCGUUCUUCUCAUCCCAGAAGUAUUCGGUGAUGCGCGGUCUGAAGCGAACCUUCCACAAGUACCUCGCCUUUCAACGCAACGACGACGAGCUGCUUCUCUACUUGAUCAACGGUUUGGUGCGCGAGUAUGCUUCCGCGGAAGCGGCAGCGCGUUCCGGAGCAGAGACGUACCAGUUGGCGCUUUCGCAGUCAGCAUCGCAGGGCGCAGCUGGCCAAGGCCAGCGGGCAUCGGGGUCGUCCGGCGCCACGUCUGCAGCGCUCUCCAGAACAGUUCGUGUUCCUCUUGUCGACUUUGAGAACCGCGCACGAGCGCUGGGCAUCACCAAUAUCGAGCGCUUCUAUACGAGUGACCUCUUGCGCGCCCGACGUUUCGAGCUCGAUCGCCGCCACGGUUACAUCAUCAAGCACAUUUAA
Cyanidioschyzon merolae strain 10D is the source of this 3273-nucleotide messenger RNA. RefSeq names its product DNA replication licensing factor MCM2. Gene Ontology annotation, biological process: double-strand break repair via break-induced replication; mitotic DNA replication initiation; DNA replication. Gene Ontology annotation, molecular function: single-stranded DNA binding; ATP binding; single-stranded DNA helicase activity. The record is from RefSeq and is a predicted model, not a curated record. Bases 1 to 3273 code for a protein of 1090 amino acids. The transcript has a single exon. Lineage: Eukaryota; Rhodophyta; Bangiophyceae; Cyanidiales; Cyanidiaceae. Gene Ontology annotation, cellular component: nucleus; MCM complex.